AUGGACGAGUCACGGCUUUGCCGGUUUUCGCCUCGAAUGGACAUCGAACUGAACGACGAUGACCUGGUAUUUCUCAAUACUUACAACCUCACAGCCCCUGCUUUCAUUAGUGAUAUGUUUCCUGAUGGGCGCUGCAACCCCGUUCCGGAGAACCAUCGCGCCGCGGAGCAGGAGAAACUCACCCUGUCAGUUAGUAACGGACCUAGACCGGGCUCGCGACUGCAGCAUUUCAGCUACAUAGUCUUGAGAUUGUCUCAGUCCCUCCGAGACAAGAUAAUAGCUAUUAUUUUGAGUACAUGCAGACCCUCAAAUGCGAUCCGUGUGGCUUCUGCUUUCCCUUCCGUCAACCUGCUUGACUAUUUACUUCACGACUUUUUCGCUACAGCAUGCAUUCGAGCGGAGGAGUGGAUUCAUAUACCCAGCUUCGGCUUUGGUACUGAGAAACCGCCUGAAUUACUGCCCUCCAUGAUUGCAACUGGUGCUGUAGCGACUCCGGACAAAUCACUACAGAAAUGGGGGUUUGCGAUUCAAGAAGAAUUGCGACAUUUCUUGGGACGUGCUAUUGAGAAUGAUAACUCUCGAGCAAGAGAUCUGGAGGCUGUGCAAGGCCUCAUGGUGUUAUUGGAGAUAGGUCACUGGAUAUUUGACGUUACCCUGGAGUUUGUGUCUAUGCAUCUGCACAUGUCAUUGGAACAUAUCCAGGUGUUCGCUGGAUCUGAUGGAAGAGAAGAAGCAGACGACAUUGUUCCUUUGCAAGAAUGGAUUAAUGAAUCCAGCUCAAGGCAGGCAAUAUGGCAUGCCGGACAACUCCUUCGCGAUGCCAGGUGCGUUCCUAAACAUUGGUUGCAAGCGUUCCUCGCUGUUGCAGUAUAUCAUGCAAGUCUGGUUUGCUGGGCUUAUGGUCUCUUUUCCGCGUCAUCUAAACCUGGUCUGCCCGAUAUUCAACCGCAUAUUGAGGGAGCCCGACAGGAAAGAGACGCCGCUACUAAGCAAUCAUUCUCCGCGGGCCCAUUUCGACUUUCCCCAGACAAAAGCCAGGUGAUUUGGCUGGACGGCCGCGAAUCUGAUAAUGUCAAACGGUUUAUCUCACUAGGGAUAGGAUCUUCGGAAAGCCCCAUUUUCCUGAACGACACCCGAGCCGUGAUGGACAUGGUGCUCAGUCUGCUGCAGACCGGUCGUCCUUCUCUGCAGCCGCCAUUGGUGGAGAACCUAGUCCAGUUGAUGGCCCGUCUAAGAGACAUUGUCCAGCUCAUUGUCACAUUUAAUGGUACUUUUGUGCUGAGAUUAAUCCGAGCGCUGUACCUUGCACCGCCGGUUUGGCAUCUAUUGCCGCACAAUUUGAUUGGGCUCGGAGGCACACAUGUCCUUCGUCCUGACGUCCGAGACCCCUCCCUGCCGAGCCAUAAGUUUAGUCGCCUCAUCGGGCUGGACAACGAAGACAUGGAACACGAGAGCAUAGGCGCUUUGCCAACCUUGAUUCCCGACGUGCUUGAGAAACAUGUCGGUUGUAUCUCAACAAAUGAAGUGAGAUCUAACAAGGCGGCCAAGUCUCGCAAUUUUCUCACAAUUUUCUCCUUAUUUUUGGCCCAGUUCCUGGCAGCUCUAGACGCGACUAUUGUCAGUGUUGCGCUACCCACCAUUGCAAGUCAACUCCAUUCGACCAGUGCGCAGUACGCCUGGUUCGCCAGCUCUUACAUGCUUGCCUCAACUUCCUCGACGCCACUCUGGGUGAAGUUUUCGGAUAUUUUCGGCAGGAAGCCCACCAUUAUCCUUGCAAAUGCUGUCUUCAUGGGUGGCAGCCUCAUUUCUGCUCUUAGUCCUUCCCCUACGACGCUCAUCGGAGGAAGAGCUCUUCAAGGUCUCGGGGGUGGCGGUAUUAUUAUCAUGGUCACUAUCAUCAUUGGCGAUUUGUUCGAGCUUCACGAAAGAGCAAAAUAUUAUGGCUUCUCUGGGGUUGUCUACGGAAUUUCCAGCGGAAUUGGACCAAUUUUGGGAGCCGUCUUUACACAAGCAAUUGGAUGGCAGUGGUGUUUCUACAUCAACCUUCCGUUCGACGGUUUGUCCUUGAUAAUCCUGCUGCUGUUUCUAAAAGUCAACAAACCGAAGACCACGUUCGUUCGUGCCCUCAAAACCUUUGACUGGACUGGCUCCGCCUUGAUCCUAGCCGGAACACUCUGUUUUCUCUAUGGCCUCGAGAAUGCUGCCGGCCACCACGCCUGGUCUUCUGCGACCUCUCUCAGCCUGCUGAUUGUCGGCGUUGCCCUGAUGAUCCUCUUCGUUGUCAAUGAAUGGUACUGGGCGACUUCUCCUGUUUUCCCGGUGAGAGUGCUGGCAAACCUCGCCUGCUUCGCCUGCCUAAUGGUUGCCGCCGCCCACACUUUCGUCUUCUUCGCCUAUGACUAUUUCCUCCCUCUCUACUUUCAAACGCUCCUGGGAGCCUCACCAAUCCAGUCUGGUCUCUACAUAUUCGCGCUGAUUCUCCCGCUGUGCAUUAUGUCCAUGAGUACAGGUCCACUCAUCAAGAAAACAGGGGGCAUCCGCAUCAUCAUUUGGGCAGGGACCUUGCUUAUGACACUUGGGACAGGACUGUUCAUCGACCUGCCUCCAUCCCGACGACUGGCAAAGUUGGUGAUAUUCCAGGUCAUCGCUGGUAUAGGCGCUGGACUUCUUUUUGUUCCACCAAUGAUUGCUCUCCAAAGUUUUCUGGCAAAGGAGUAUGUAGCCGCCGGAACGUCAGCACUGUCAUUUCUGCGCAAUUUACUCUCUUCUCUGUCUAUCGUCUUGGGGAGCGCCAUCCUAGAGGAAAGUGUGGGGACCAGCGGCUUGACCAAUGUAGUCGGAAGUCCUGUUGGCAACAAUGAGGGAAACGACAAAUCGUCCGGCACCCAGCCACAGCAGUUUCUGGCUUCAAUGAAGCACAUGUGGAUGUUUUAUACCUGUAUCGCUGGAUUGAUGAUGGUUUUCUCUUUCUUGAUUGUCGACUCCAAAGCCACGAAAGCGCCGGAUCAAACAGAGAAUGAAUCGAAAAACCAGGAAAGCGGUUUCGAAGGUGUCGCACCGGUGGAGGCCCCGGAGGCUCAAGGCAAAAGCUAG
Molecule: messenger RNA, 3093 nt
Organism: Cladophialophora bantiana CBS 173.52
Lineage: Eukaryota; Fungi; Ascomycota; Eurotiomycetes; Chaetothyriales; Herpotrichiellaceae
Exons: 9
Coding region: 1-3093 (1030 amino acids)
Biological process (GO): transmembrane transport
Molecular function (GO): transmembrane transporter activity
Source: RefSeq, a predicted model, not a curated record